GGCGGUGCCGAGACACAGGCGCUGCUGCAGGAGCAGCGGCCCGCACCCGCCGCAGCGCUCGCCGCCGUCAGCGGCCCUUGCGCCUCCGGUGUCACGGCUCACUGAGGAACCCCACCACCCCUCGCCGGUUCUGGUAGUGCGCGCAAUGGCCCCUCGCAAGAACGCCAAGGGCGGCGGCGGCAACAGCAGCAGCAGCAGCAGCAGCAGCAGCAGCGGCUCUGGCAGCGGCUCCGGCAGCGGCAGCCCGGGCGCGGGCACCAGCGGCGGCAGCAGCAGCCCCGGGGCCCGGAGAGAGACAAAACAUGGAGGACACAGAAACGGGAGGAAAGGAGGACUUUCUGGAAGUUCAUUUUUCACGUGGUUUAUGGUCAUUGCAUUGCUGGGCGUCUGGACUUCAGUAGCUGUCGUCUGGUUUGAUCUUGUUGAUUAUGAGGAAGUUUUAGCCAAAGCAAAGGACUUCCGUUAUAACUUAUCGGAGGUACUUCAAGGAAAACUAGGAGUCUAUGAUGCUGAUGGUGAUGGGGAUUUUGAUGUGGAAGAUGCCAAAGUUUUACUAGGCCUGACCAAAGAUGGCAGUAAUGAAAAUAUUGAUUCUCUUGAGGAAGUCCUUAAUAUUUUAGCAGAGGAAAGUUCAGAUUGGUUUUAUGGUUUCCUCUCAUUUCUCUAUGAUAUAAUGACUCCCUUUGAAAUGCUAGAAGAAGAAGAAGAAGAAAGCGAAACCGCAGAUGGUGUUGAUGGUACGUCACAGAACGAAGGGGUUCAGGGCAAGACUUGUGUCAUUUUGGAUUUACAUAACCAGUAACUUUGAUUCAGGGACUGAAGUCAUUGGCUUAUGAAAACCUGCAGCAGUGUUCUGUUUCUUUCUUUCCUUUGCUCACCCAGGGCUUCACGAGCAGUGGGGCAGCUGUGAUCAAACCGUAUAAGGCAACCAUGUGAUCUUUCUCCCCAGUCCAGCUCCUAGCUAGUUCCUUGCUUGGCUCCCCCACUUCUAGUGAAGAAGGUGGCAUUCCUCAUUCUUGUAGUAGUCUGCAAAGUGCAUUGAGAAUGAUAUUCUUGGUGGUAUAAUUGGUUUCUGUAUUGUUUUGUUUCAACUUAUGUUGUAUUCACAGCACUAAAUUUAGAAACUUCAUAGUAAAUUGUUUUGUGAUUAACCCUUGAUGCUUGUCUUUCUAACACACUAUUAAUUGAGAUGAUUAUAAUGGACUUGAUUAUAAAAAUGUUUCCAGCAUGAUUCAUAAAUUAAAUGAUUCUCUGUUGAUCUUUAAGAUGACUGAUGUGUAAAGUGAUGGUUCUUUAACACGCUGACAUUUUUUAUUGUAAUCUGUUUAGGUUAACUGAUUUGUCAGAUAGGUUAAUACAAAUUUCAGUGUAAAAUUCUGUACUAAUGGUGCUUUUAAAAUAAUUUGAAAAUAACCCCAUGUUUUUGCCUUAGGGUAGUGAAACUACUGUAUUCAGAUGGUAGUAGGUCUGAAUAUUUGUCUAUGAAAGCAAAAUUUAUUUUUAAUUUUAUUUCCAAAUAUACAUCCAGAGAAAGUAAUUUGUAUUUUUUUUAAGCAGGCAUAUUACACAAGAGGGAAAAUGUGAAUAUGUAUCUUAAAUA
This is a messenger RNA of Enhydra lutris kenyoni (northern sea otter), 1600 nucleotides long. Its product is annotated as aspartyl/asparaginyl beta-hydroxylase-like. Gene Ontology annotation, biological process: peptidyl-aspartic acid hydroxylation. Gene Ontology annotation, molecular function: peptidyl-aspartic acid 3-dioxygenase activity. Gene Ontology annotation, cellular component: membrane; endoplasmic reticulum. Bases 146 to 802 code for a protein of 218 amino acids. The record is from RefSeq and is a predicted model, not a curated record. Lineage: Eukaryota; Metazoa; Chordata; Mammalia; Carnivora; Mustelidae. The transcript is spliced from 5 exons.